GCGCUAUUGCACUUUGUCUCACAAUAAUACUGCACUCACUCAUUUACAGUGUGUUUCAAUGUGCAUCCCUUAACAACGAAACCGAGCACUGACACUCAUGGCUUCGACUUUUUUUUUUUGACAGAACCUUUCAAAACUGAACUACCCGAGUUGAAAAACAAACAUAUCUGAAUUUCUUCCCCUUAGUUUUUCUCUAUUUGCGUUGGCUUGAAGAUGCUUUCUCAGUGGAGUUGUAUCAGACUGUGCUCCCUCUCUACUCUAGUUCGGACUUGCUACUUCAUCUCUGCUGCAGUCAGGACGCUUGCUGUCCCCAAUAAUAAAGUGAAUUUAUUGGACUCCGGAGCUGUAAUAGGUGAUCUGGGAUGGAUAGCCUAUCCGAAGAAUGGGUGGGAAGAGAUUGGAGAAGUGGAUGAGAACUACACGCCAAUUCACACAUACCAAGUGUGCAAGGUCAUGGAGCAUAACCAAAACAACUGGCUACAGACAAACUGGAUCCUCAAAGAAGGUGCCCAGAGGGUAUUCAUAGAACUCCAGUUCACCCUGAGGGACUGCAACAGUCUCCCUGGGGGCCUAGGCACCUGCAAAGAGACCUUCAACAUGUACUACUAUGAAUCGGAUGAUGAGGAAAACAGAAAUGUCCGAGAGAGCCAGUACUCCAAAAUUGAUACCAUCGCGGCAGACGAGAGCUUUACGGAGCUGGACCUCGGAGACAGGAUCAUGAAACUGAACACUGAGGUGAGGGACGUAGGACCGCUGACGAAAAAAGGCUUUUACCUGGCUUUCCAGGAUGUGGGUGCCUGCAUCGCUCUUGUCUCUGUGCGCGUGUACUACAAAAAAUGCCCCUCAGUAAUCAGCAACUUAGCCCUGUUCCAGGACACCAUCACUGGGGCCGAUUCCUCUCAGCUGCUAGAGGUGUCGGGGUCUUGCGUCAACAACUCAGUGGCAGAGGAGCCUCCCAAGAUGCACUGCAGCGCUGAAGGGGAGUGGCUGGUGCCCAUCGGGAAGUGCAUGUGUCGCCCAGGUUACGAAGAGAGAAACAGCACUUGUCAAGUUUGUAGACCUGGAUUCUUCAGGGCCUCCCUUCAGAGCCUAACUUGCAGUAAGUGUCCUCCACACAGCUACACAUACGUCACGGCAUCCACUUCCUGUGAAUGUGAGGACAGCUACUUUAGGAGGGACACUGAUCCGACCAACAUGGCCUGCACAAGACCUCCGUCAGCACCUCGCAGUGCAAUCUCCAAUGUCAACGAGACCAGUGUAUUCCUGGAAUGGAGCGCUCCUGCUGACAGCGGUGGCAGGAAAGAUGUUACCUAUAACAUAGUGUGUAAGAAGUGCCGCUCAGACUCCCAGCAGUGCGAGGAAUGUGGCAGCAACUCCAGGUUCCUCCCCCAGCAGAUGGGUCUCCGCAACACCUCAGUGAUGGUGGUGGACCUUCUGGCGCACACAAACUACACCUUUGAGGUUGAGGCUGUCAAUGGGGUCACAGAGCUCACCUCGCUUCCCAGGCAGUUUGUUGCUCUCAAUGUGACCACCAACCAGGCAGCCCCAUCACCAGUCAGUACUGUAAGGAAGGGAAAGACAGCCAAAAACAGCAUCUCUGUGUCAUGGCAGGAACCAGAUCGUCCCAAUGGCAUCAUUUUGGAAUACGAGAUCAAAUAUUUUGAAAAGGAUCAGGAGACCAGCUAUACCAUCAUUAAGUCUAAAGAUAUGGAGAUCAGCGCAGAUGGCUUGAAGCCUGCCUCCGUUUACAUCUUUCAGAUCCGAGCACGCACCGCAGCAGGCUAUGGUGGUUUCAGUCGCAGGUUUGAGUUUGAAACAAGCCCUUUUUCAGUUGCUGCAUCAAGUGAUCAGAGCCAGGUACCCAUAAUCACUGUGUCUGUCACAGUGGGUGUGAUCCUGCUGGCUGUAGUUACUGGAUUCCUCCUUAGCGGAAGGCGCUGUGGCUACAGUAAAGCCAAACAGGAUCCAGAGGAGGAGAAGAUGCACUUUCACAACGGUCACAUUAAACUGCCUGGUGUGCGGACAUAUAUUGACCCUCAUACCUAUGAAGACCCGAAUCAAGCUGUCCAUGAAUUUGCAAAGGAAAUCGAUGCAUCAUGUAUUACAAUAGAAAGAGUUAUAGGAGCUGGUGAAUUUGGAGAAGUGUGCAGCGGACGUCUAAAGCUCCCUGGAAAAAGGGAGAUCCCUGUGGCUAUCAAAACUCUGAAAGCAGGCUACACUGAUAAGCAGAGGAGAGACUUCCUAGGAGAAGCUAGCAUCAUGGGGCAGUUUGAUCAUCCCAACAUCAUCCAUUUAGAAGGGGUGGUGACGAAGAGUAAACCUGUAAUGAUAGUAACUGAAUACAUGGAAAAUGGCUCUCUUGAUACAUUUUUAAAGAAGAAUGAUGGUCAGUUCACAGUGAUUCAGCUGGUGGGAAUGUUGAGAGGGAUAGCAUCGGGUAUGAGGUACCUUUCUGACAUGGGCUACGUGCAUCGGGACCUUGCAGCACGCAACAUUCUGGCUAACAGUAACCUUGUCUGUAAAGUCUCAGACUUUGGCCUCUCCCGAGUGUUAGAAGAUGAUCCGGAAGCAGCAUACACUACUAGGGGAGGAAAGAUUCCGAUACGAUGGACAGCUCCAGAGGCCAUUGCAUUUCGCAAGUUUACAUCAGCCAGUGAUGUGUGGAGCUAUGGUAUUGUCAUGUGGGAAGUGAUGUCCUAUGGGGAGAGGCCUUACUGGGAAAUGAGCAAUCAGGAUGUGAUUAAAGCUGUAGAAGAAGGCUAUCGUUUGCCAGGCCCUAUGGACUGCCCUGCUGCUCUCUACCAGCUGAUGAUGGACUGCUGGCAGAAAGACAGAAAUAGUAGGCCCAAGUUUGAAGAGAUAGUCAGCAUACUGGACAAACUCAUCCGCAACCCUAGUAGCUUGAAAACCUUAAUAAAUGCUUCAAAUAGAGUAUCAAACUUACUAGUGGAGUAUGGUACCAUGGGAAACAAUGAAUUCAGGUCUGUGGGAGAGUGGCUAGAGGCCAUAAAAAUGGGUCGAUACACAGAGCACUUCAUGGAAAGUGGAUACACCUCUGUGGAAGCUGUGGCUCAAAUGACCUUGGAUGAUUUGAGGACGGUUGGUGUGAACCUUGCUGGUCAUCAGAAAAAGAUCCUCAACAGUAUUCAAGAAAUGAGAGUCCAGAUGAUGAACGGCACAGUGCCAGUGUAAACCGAGUGGCCAAUUGCUGCCAGUAACCCUGCACUUUUUAUGAACUGGAACUUGUAUUUAUUGUUUAGGAAUAUUAAUAAAAAUAAAAAAAUUAAAAUUAAAAAGGGAAGGAACUUUUUUCAAAUGAAGAGAAAACUUCUAUCUACAGCCUGAAAAUAUUUGCAAAUGGCUCCCCCAAUUUGUGUCUCCAUCUUCAGGAAGAGCAGAGAUGCAUGGAAUAUGGAAUUAACAUUGAUAUGUUGUUCAGAGUAACUCUUUUCCUGUUACAACUUCAAAAUGCCACAGCACCAGUUUCUAUACCGACUGUAAAUAGCACCAAGGCUGUUUUCCCAAUCCAAACACAGUAGCUGUUGCUUCCAAGGACUCACUUGAUGCUUUUUAUACAUUGGAGAUGAACUUUCAAACUUGCAGCAAAACGGCAGUGAUUGACUGAAGUUUUUCUUUUGAUGCUUUCUUUUUCAUGUGUUAGCUGUUCAACAGAUGUGUAUUAAAAAGCAAUAUAAUAAGAUCCCUUUCUUCUUAGUAUUCUCUUUGUAAAUGUGAAACACGAAAGAAACAAUGCCAAGGUGGUAAUUACGUUAGAGAAAGUAAUGUAUAACCUGCUCCAAUUAAUCCUUGUAUUUAUUUUUUUGUAAAAUGUAUACAAAAAAAAAACAUUUGCCAGUUUAACAAAAAAACAUGACUUCACCUCUACCUUGCCUGUUAUGCUUGUAUUUGUAUAUAAUGUACAGUUUGAUACAGCAGAGUACAGGCUUGUGUUUCUUUUUUGUGAUAGAACUCUGCUUUAGUAUGUAUUCUUGUUUCAGAUAAUAAAUGGAUGAGAGCA
Molecule: messenger RNA, 4018 nt
Organism: Acipenser ruthenus (sterlet)
Lineage: Eukaryota; Metazoa; Chordata; Actinopteri; Acipenseriformes; Acipenseridae
Product: ephrin type-A receptor 5-like
Exons: 17
Coding region: 214-3192 (992 amino acids)
Biological process (GO): cell surface receptor protein tyrosine kinase signaling pathway; axon guidance; protein phosphorylation
Cellular component (GO): plasma membrane; neuron projection
Molecular function (GO): ATP binding; transmembrane-ephrin receptor activity; protein binding
Source: RefSeq, a predicted model, not a curated record